Suillus subalutaceus is the source of this 1728-nucleotide messenger RNA. RefSeq lists its product as uncharacterized. The record is from RefSeq and is a predicted model, not a curated record. The annotation marks the transcript as partial. The transcript is spliced from 2 exons. Lineage: Eukaryota; Fungi; Basidiomycota; Agaricomycetes; Boletales; Suillaceae.
CUCGUGUUCCCCACAAAAGGGUCUUUCACACCUUUCACUUUUCCCCAGGACCGGUCAGUCCGCCUUAUAUAAAGUUGGUCAUCGCUGGAAGAUUCUAACCUCCGCUAAUCUCUCUCUUACUCGACCUUUAUCCACUGCAAACUACUUUCGCAUAACGAUCGGAUCAGAUCACUGAUUCACAGGUUGAAAUUCGAGUUUCGAGUCAAGUUCGAGUCGAGAAAAUUGGCGUCAUGGCUUUAACGAUAGCAGCACACCCAAUACUAGUCAGAGACCACGCAUCGCGCGUAACACGGGCGGGAUCCGUUCUCGUUGACACAACCAACUUGCACCGUCGUAUCAGGUCUUCACCAUCGACGAAGCACUAUAACCUUCUUUUCCCACUCUCCUCCCGCCCCUGCAAAGCCCCACCCACCCUUUCCCUUUCAGCGACAUGCGCUAGUUCCUCGCAGUCGCAAGCGCUCCUGCCAUCUCCCCUCGAUCUACCAGACGUACGGAGUGUCAUACCCUUCCCUUCCACGUUGUCCGCAGAUGAUGUUGCUAGCCUAAUGGAUGUCAAUAUGUUCGAUGGGACAACAGAUAGCGUUGAUUCGCAGUCUUUCCUAUCAACCCCGUUUUCAUCCUGUAACGACAUCGCCUCCCCGUGCUCUGCGCAGGUUCGACUUCGCAAACGGCGUUCCCAAGCUAUCGCCACGCUCUCCCAGCCAACAAGUCCCAGACGGGAUAAAAAGGCCAAGACAAGGGAGAAUAGCAGAUCCUGGAGUGCAGACACGACUGUGCGCAAGCGGUCUCGUAAGAGUUGGCGCCAAGUCGCGGACUUGAUGUUCCUCGCCACCGUCCAUCGCAGCCUCAUAUCGAACUGCAGUACAGAUCCGUGCUACUGCGUUCGCGGGGAGGAUGUUGCGCCGGUAGAUGCACAGACCCUUGAGGGGCAGGAUGUGCUCCUGGCGCGCAAGAUCCAGACACGACUGAUCGAAUAUGGAUGGUCAUUGGUAAUCGAUGGCAUCCCGGAGGUGUCUCGCGAUAAUGACGCAUCCAUUCCUUCUUGCGCGCAAGAAGAGUCAUCUCGAUCUAUACACUACGACGCAGUCCUCAACCUCCGCAGCCUAUCAUCUGACACGCCCUCGCCACGAUCAUCCCCACCGCCCACAAGCACCCCCAUGCCCUCCGUCCUCACUAUGCCUCAGCUCGUCGCUACGCUGACGAUGCGAUACAAUGACCGAUGUAGCACGCGUUCGCGCUCGAGCUGGAAAGCUCGCCGUGCUGAUUUAUCUUCUGGCCAUUUCGUCGAGCGGAAGUCGUCCCUGUCUGUGGCUUGUAGCUAGCAGACUUGUGCGUGCUGACUUCCCUGCUCUGAUGAGGCAGAGAUUGAAUCUUUGCUGCCAGGCUUCGUAUCUUGGCGCCGACGCGUCAUAUAUCUUCGCCGCGGCCACGACGCAUCGUAUCUUUGCCACGAUGCUUCACACCAUUGCCACGAGGCUUCAUAUAUUUGUCAUGAGGCAUUUAUCUUUUUUAUGUAUUUUCACGACGUUUAACGGGCGCUACGACAUGUCAUACUGUGUAUUGAUAGUCAUUUAAUUCUUCGCGCGGGACACGGUUGAGUACUGAGUACGUAUACCCGCUAAUUCGUGUUCAUCUACGUAGUGCUGUGCAAGACGAUGUUAUGAUUCAGUUAAUUGUGAUUACAUUGGUCAAAUUUCAAAUGCGAGAUGGAAACUUGGUCCUAUUGAA